AUGGAUUUCGGGUCCCUGGAGACGGUGGUGGCCAACUCGGCCUUCAUCGCUGCCCGUGCCAGCUUCGACGCGAGCAGCAGCCCGACCUCCCGGGACAGGAAGUACCUGGCCCGGCUCAAGCUGCCCCCGCUGUCCAAGUGCGAGGCGCUCCAGGCGAGCCUGGACCUGGGCUUCGAGAGCGCGUGCUCGGAGCAGCCCAUCGGCAAGCGGCUCUUCCAGCAGUUCCUGCAGGCCCACGAGCAGCACGUGCCGGCCCUGGGGCUCUGGAGGGACAUCGAGGACUACGACACCGCCGAUGACGACCUCCGGCCGCAGAAGGCCCAGGCCAUCCGGGCCGAGUACCUGGACCCCCAGGCCAAGCUCUUCUGCGGCUUCUGGACAAGGAGACGGCGGCGCAGGCCCCGGAGGGGCCGGCGGGGGGCCGGGGCCGUGCUCUUCCAGCCCCUCCUGCGGGCCACCCUGCGCAACCUGAGCCAGGCCCCCUUCCAGCAGUACCUGGACAGCCUGUACUUCCAGCGCUUCCUGCAGUGGAAGUGGCUGGAGGCCCAGCCUGUGGGCGAGGACUGGUUCCUGGACUUCAGGGUCCUGGGGCGGGGCGGCUUCGGGGAGGUGUCUGCCUGCCAGAUGAAGGCCACCGGGAAGAUGUACGCGUGCAAAAAGCUGAACAAGAAGCGGCUGAAGAAGAGGAAGGGCUACAAGGGCGCGAUGGUGGAGAAGAAGAUUCUCGCCAAAGUCCACAGCAGGUUCAUCGUGUCUCUGGCCUACGCCUUCGAAACCAAAACCGACCUCUGUCUGGUGAUGACCAUCAUGAAUGGAGGCGACAUAAGGUACCACAUCUACAACGUGGACGAGGAGAACCCCGGCUUCCAGGAGCCGCGCGCCAUCUUCUACACGGCCCAGAUCAUCAGCGGCUUGGAGCACCUGCAUCAGCGGGGCAUUAUCUACCGAGACCUCAAGCCCGAGAACGUGCUCCUGGACGACGACGGCAACAUCCGAAUUUCUGACCUUGGGCUGGCCGUGGAGCUGAAGGAAGGGCAGACCAAGACCAAGGGCUUCGCGGGGACGCCAGGCUUCAUGGCCCCGGAGCUCUUGCGAGGUGAGGAGUACGACUUUGCCGUGGAUUACUUCUCCCUGGGGGUCACGCUGUAUGAGAUGAUCGCGGCCAGAGGCCCCUUCCGAGCCCGCGGAGAGAAGGUGGAGAACCAGGAGCUGAAGCAGCGGGUCCUGGAGGAGGUGGUCACCUACCCCGACAAGUUCAGCCAGGCCAGCAAGGACUUCUGUGAGGCGCUGCUGCAGAAGGACCCCGAGAGGCGCCUGGGGUUCAAGGACGGCUCCUGUGAUGGGCUCCGCGCCAGCCCGCUCUUCAGGGACAUCAACUGGCGGCAGCUGGAGGCCGGGAUGCUGACCCCCCCCUUCGUCCCAGACUCCAGGACUGUCUAUGCAAAGAACAUCCAGGACGUGGGUGCCUUUUCCACGGUCAGGGGCGUGGCCUUUGACAAAGAGGACACAGAAUUCUUCCAGGAAUUCGCCACCGGCACCUGCCCCAUCCCUUGGCAGGAGGAGAUGAUCGAGAAGGGCAUCUUUGGGGACCUGAACGUGUGGCGGCCUGACGGGCAGAUGCCCGACGACAUGAAGGGGAUCUCCGUGCAGGAGGCGGGCCCCUCGUCCAAGUCGGGGUUGUGUCUGGAUCCAGUGGUCCCGGGACGGAAUCCACCAGCGACGCUUGGCUCUCCAGGCCCUGGAGCGGACGUGCAAGCUGGCGGCGGCUUGGGCGGCGAGAGUGAAGACUCGGUUCGGGUUUCCUGGCACCUCAGCUGCAGCUUCGCAGGCCCCUUCGCCUUCUCUGGGCUGGUUCAGAGCCGGCGGGUCACUGCCGGGGCCGGGCUGGUCCCCACCCGCACGUUGGGGAUGCCAUCUCCACGUCUGCCGGUGCUGAGUCUCCAGCGGGGUCCCCUUGCCGGCCGGGGCCCAGGUGUCCGGGAGGAGGGGAAGCAGCCUCGGGAGAGGAGGGACCCCGAGGAGCGCGACCUUGGGGGCUGCGGCUUAGCCACCUGGGACCAGGGGCCGCGCUGGCCUGGAGCCACGGCAGGGGGCUGGCCCCGGGCUGCUGUGGGCUCAGACAGCCGUCGGGUGUAA
This is a messenger RNA of Balaenoptera musculus (blue whale), 2136 nucleotides long. It is a transcript of the gene GRK1, whose product is annotated as G protein-coupled receptor kinase 1. Gene Ontology annotation, cellular component: cytoplasm. Gene Ontology annotation, molecular function: rhodopsin kinase activity; ATP binding. Gene Ontology annotation, biological process: visual perception; regulation of opsin-mediated signaling pathway; protein phosphorylation. NCBI's taxonomy places the organism in Eukaryota, Metazoa, Chordata, Mammalia, Artiodactyla, Balaenopteridae. The record is from RefSeq and is a predicted model, not a curated record.